GGCGGGCCAUCCAAGAUGGCGGCGUCCGUCAGUGAGCUGCUGCGGGAGAUCGCCGAGCUGGAGGAGCCGCUGGAGGAACUGCGGAGCCUCAAGACCGCCGUCUACUCGCUGCCUCUCACUGCCCUGCGCGACCUGGCUGUUGGCCUGCGCUUCGGGGUCUUGUUCGCUCUGAUCGACAACAGCGACGACAGGGAGCAGAUUGAUACAUCUGUUGCGAUUCUUGAUCGACUUCUGCAAGCUUUGGAUCCGGUCUACCUGGCUCAAAAUUUCAGAGUGGAACUGCAAAAAGGACUUCAGCAUUCAGAUGAUAAUGUUAAAAUCCUGGCAAUAUCCCAAAUUGGACGAAUUGUUGAAAAUACAGACGCGGUGCCAAUAAUUCUCAGCUCGCCCGAGUUGCUCAAAGAGAUGAUUCAUAGCAUUGGUGGAAAGAAAAUAUCUGUUGCUAAAGAGGCAAUCAAAUCCCUUUCAAGAGUUUCCCAGAGUAAAGCUGGACUUGAUGCAUUAUUUAUGACCAACAUGCUACAAGAUUUGAAAGAUGUCAUGGCUACCAAUGAUGUGGUGCGAUACAGGGUCUAUGAGCUAGUGGUGGAAAUCUCAUCCGUGUCGCCCGUCUCCUUGGAUUAUUGUGGCAACAGUGGUUUGAUCACUCAGUUACUCUCUGAGCUCACAGGAGAUGAUGUUCUGAUCAGAGCGACUGCUAUAGAGAUGGUUACCGGACUUGCUCAGAGUCAGCAUGGACGACAGUAUCUUGCUCAACAAGGCAUCAUUGAUAGAAUUUCAAAUAUGAUCAUUGGUGCAGAGUCAGAUCCUUUCUCUGGCUUUUAUCUACCAAAUUUAGUGAAAUUCUUUGGAAAUUUGGCAAUGGUUGACAGUCCUCAACAGAUCUGUGAGCGUUACCCUGCUUUUAUUGAGAAGGUGUUUGAGAUGAUCGAAGGGCAGGAGCCAACCAUGAUUGGAGUUGGUCUCGAUACCAUCGGAAUUCUUGGAUCAUGUGUUGAAGGAAAGCAAGUCCUGCAUAAAACGGGUCGCAACUUCCAGGAGGUUCUGAGAAGACUGGGUUCCAUCUCGUGCAAUGCUUCCACCGACUUGCGGGUGCGCUGCCUCGAUACAAUCGCUUCUCUGCUCUCUCUGCCGGACAGAGAGAAGAGGAGAGUGCAAGAGAGAGAAAAUGGAGUGACUGGGCAACUGCAGAAUGAUCAACAGACAGAGGACCUUCUAGCAAUGACAGAGACCUGGUUCCACACUCUGCAUAGCCACCCAAUGGAAACAUUUUGCAAUAUGAGCUCUCAGCCAUUCCCAGAAAUUCAUAUUGGCGCAUUGAAGAUCUUCACCGCAAUCGCUAGCCAGCCCUGGGGUCAGAGGCUGAUGAUCAGCACCCCAGGAUUUGUGGAGUACAUUGUCGACAGGUCAGCUGAACCUGACAAACCUUCAAAGGAUGCCAAGUUCGAGUUGGUAAAAACACUUGUGGAUUCCAAGACAACAGCUGAAAUCUUCGGGAACCAACAUUACCUCCAACUCCGAGCUUACCUGCGGGAAGGCCCUUACUUUGUGAAAGCAAUUGCAACUGUCGCUGUGGAUGGAGAGUAAUCGACCAAACUUGAUCAUUAAAAACACUGUUAGCAGAAAAAAAUAAGUCUUUAAAUUAAUUAUUAACCCACUUUUGUAUAGACUUGCCCUGAGGAGCAUGGCUUCAAAUGAGCGUUUUAAUCAAAUGGAAUUUUCAAGCUGGCUGAUCACCUCAUCAUUUCCUGUUAGCUUCCAAGCUACAUAAAGGAUGGUACAUAAUGGAACUUAAUCUGUUAUAAAAGCCCUGACCCAUUGAGAUUUCAGGCCAGAAUGGUAUUUUUUCUUGUAGGUUGUCCACAUGACUCUCUCCAAAUGAAAACUAAUUAUUUAGUGAAAAGUAGCUUUUAAAAUUUGUAAAGUCUGCUGUUUGCAGGUUUUCGUUCACAAAGUUACUGGAAACCUUUCACAGCAGCUCCCACGUGUGCAGCACGUUUCAAUUAAAAUGAGACUUUUGUAA
This is a messenger RNA of Hemiscyllium ocellatum (epaulette shark), 2023 nucleotides long. RefSeq names its product proteasome 26S subunit, non-ATPase 5 (gene psmd5). Bases 16 to 1587 code for a protein of 523 amino acids. Gene Ontology annotation, biological process: proteasome assembly. The transcript is spliced from 11 exons. Gene Ontology annotation, cellular component: cytosol. The record is from RefSeq and is a predicted model, not a curated record. NCBI's taxonomy places the organism in Eukaryota, Metazoa, Chordata, Chondrichthyes, Orectolobiformes, Hemiscylliidae.